Entrophospora sp. SA101 is the source of this 195-nucleotide messenger RNA. The record is from the annotation of a GenBank genome assembly. Lineage: Eukaryota; Fungi; Glomeromycota; Glomeromycetes; Entrophosporales; Entrophosporaceae.
AUGGAUAGAUUGACAAAUACUCAAAAAGUUGACAUAUUGCAAAUGGCCAAUUACAAAUGGCCUCAGCUAUUAAAGAUACAAUUGAUGAAUCCUGAGAUUUAUGGUGAUCAUUGGGUAAAACACCAACGUUUAGUGCCUAUGCCCAAAGAAUAUGAAGAGGUAGAAGAAGACUUACAAGCUAACAAAGAAGAGUAG